AUGAUGAACUCCGUGCAGCCCGGCGACACAAGCAGUUUGGCUGAGCCAGUCAAUCGAGCUUUGGUAUAUGGCGUCAAUGGUGUUGUGAUGGUCAAGGCUGCCUCUUGCUCUACGUCCACAAUCUCCACCGACACGGUUUCCACGACCGUUAUGACCUUCCCUAAUCCAACCGCUUCAAACAACACUCCCUCCUUCGGGCCACUUUCUAUGCCAGCCAACACUCAGGAAGUUCAAGCUAGCAGCUUUAUUUCUGGUGGUCACCUGCUCCGGCAUCGGGGCCAAAAGAGUCGAAGUGAAGAUUCACCACCGGCAGAGGUGACUGUACUACCGAAUGGUAUUGGCUCUCCGGAAGACCCUAGAGCUCCGAUGCCAAGGGAACUGCUUCGAGAGCCCCCGAUUAUACUUCCUAAGCGAUAUUUGUCUUCGGGUAAGACUUUUAUACUCAUAACUAUGCUCUAG
Molecule: messenger RNA, 459 nt
Organism: Protopolystoma xenopodis
Lineage: Eukaryota; Metazoa; Platyhelminthes; Monogenea; Polystomatidea; Polystomatidae
Source: the annotation of a GenBank genome assembly